AUGCCACACAUAAGAGCAUCGCCGCUACCCAGGCAGUCACUCAUAUCAGAAAUCCAGACCGGAAAGCCGAACCUGGACGGCGCAAGACACAUCCAAAUGGUUGUUCGUGAGGGCCUCCUCCUAGCUGGUGGCGCAGCUGCCCUCCUUCUCCAAGUCGCCAUGCCAGGUGUUGGAAAAGGCGUCAACCACCACAGCACUUUCUCCCGCCGCCCGCUUGACCGGCUCCGCACGACGAUGACCUUCGUUUACUGCAUGGUAUUCGGCACGGCCAAAGAGAGGCAAUUUAUCGUGAAGAUGGUCCACCGCGCCCAUUCUCCGGUCCAGGGAGCCGACUACUCCGCCGACGACAUCCACCUCCAACUCUGGGUCGCGGCGACUCUCUACGCGGUCGGCGUAGGCAUGUACGAGGAUGUCUUUGGGCGGAUAGACGAAGCUACCGCUGAAGCCUUGUACCUGGAGUAUGCCAUUCUCGCCAAGUCUUUGCGCGUAUCGGGGGAGAUGUGGCCGAUCAAUCGGAAGGCAUUCUGGGCCUACUGGGAUAGGCAGAUCGCGACGAUGGAAGUGACCCCAGAGGCGAGACACGUUGCACACGAUCUUCUGUACAAUCAAAAUUUGCCGGUACAUCUGGCGGCGCUCAUGCCGUGGAUGAGAUUUAUUACGGCAGAGCUGCUACCGCCGCGCAUUCGAGAGGCGUAUGGGCUCAAGAGUACAGUACUGCGCCGGGGAGCGUAUCGUGUAACGCUGGAAGUGAUCAGAGCGACCUACCCCCUUGUUCCCAUGUUUAUCCGGACGUAUCCAAAAGAGUAUUAUCUGAAGGACAUGAGACGACGGAUGGGCAACGCGCGUUGA
Messenger RNA from Aspergillus heteromorphus CBS 117.55, 849 nucleotides. RefSeq names its product oxygenase MpaB family protein. Lineage: Eukaryota; Fungi; Ascomycota; Eurotiomycetes; Eurotiales; Aspergillaceae. The coding region runs from base 1 to 849 and encodes 282 amino acids. The transcript has a single exon. Gene Ontology annotation, molecular function: oxidoreductase activity. The record is from RefSeq and is a predicted model, not a curated record.